CCAUAUCAAAUUUAAUAUUUUAGUUGCUACGAGAAAAUUAUAAACUGUUAAAGAAAACGGCUUUUGUUCUGAAAGGCUCACCAGUGACGUAACUUCCGCUAGUCAGCCGCUAUCAGCAGAAACAUGAUGGCUGUGGAGAGCGAUGUUCAGUUGGAGAUCGAGGUGCUGCAGUCCAUUUACCUGGAGGAACUGCAGGUGGACCGGAAGCAGGACGGAGGCUGGGAGGUGAGUCUGGUUCUGCACCCGUCCACAGGACAGGACGCCGUCUCUCAGUUUGUGCGUCUCACCCUGACGCUGACCCUCGACCCGCAGUACCCAUGCUCCUCUCCAGUCAUCUCCAUCCACAACCCGCGCGGCCUGUCGGACGAUAAACUCAGCAGCGUGCAGACGUGUCUUCAGCUGGAGGCCGCGUCGUGUCUGGGUUCUCCGGUCUUAUAUCAGCUCAUCGAGAAAGCUAAAGAGAUCCUGACUGACAGCAACAUUCCUCAUGGAAACUGCGUGAUCUGUCUCUAUGACUUUAAGGAGGGGGAGGCCUUCACCAAGACCAGCUGCUACCACUAUUUCCACUCCCACUGCCUCGGCCGCUACGUCAGCCACUCGGAGGAGGAGCUCCAGCAGAGGGAGAAGGAGCUGGAGGAGGACAAGACCAGGGAGCGAACGGAGCACCAGGAGCUGACCGUGGUGUGUCCGGUGUGCAGAGAGGCUCUGACCUACGACCUCGACCUCCUCCUGUUGUCUCCCGCUCCUCAGCUGCCCGAGUUCCACGGCGAGACGUUUGGCUCCGACUUUCAGCGGAAGUGGGAGGGGCUUCAGAAGAUCCUGGAAAAGCAGAGGUCUAAAGGAGGCAUCAUUGACCCUGAGGUGGAGUCCAACCGCUUUCUGAUUCACAUCAACGAGGCUCCUCCUGCUGCUGAAGAUGGAGACCAGGAUGUCGAAGUUCCUCCAGAAGUCCCGAUGUCCUCCUCCAAUGAAACCUGUGUGCGAACGGAUCAGUUCACUCCUGGAAAGUCCCACUUCAGAGGAGUUCAGGGCCCGAGACGUCAGAACCAGACGAGGGGACCGAGGAGAGGAGGCCGGAGCAGACCGCAGCAUCCGAAAGCCGCCCCCAUCACGGAGCACCUGGACAAACUCUCCCUGGCGGCGGACUGCCCUGAAGCACCUUUGAAGACCAAACCUCAGCUCGGUUCUGGACACAGGGACCUGGACUUGGGUCGGUCCAGGACAGAGGAGAAAGAACCUGCAGCCGAACGGGAAGUGCAGGUUUCCUCCGACCAUCAGGAGGCGCUCCGAUCUGCCAUGGAAACCGACUGCUUAAAAGACGGCGCGGGCUCUGCCGGUGGCCGCGGCCAUCGCGGGAGGAGAAGGGGUCCUUACCGACCCAUCCCACACGCCGGGCCUCCUGGACCCGGGCGGCACCACUGGGACGGUCGAGCUCCGAGGAGCAGGGGCGGAGCCAAUAACCUGUACGGGAGUGGAGGCGGACACCGCCGAGGUCACGGCAGGGGGUUCCAGCAGAGGGUGGUGGAGAGGGGCAGGGAGGAGGUGCUAUGACACAGGGCAGCAGGAGGGUCAAACCGACGUGUGUGUGCCUCCAUCGUCAGUCUGCACAGAUGUCAACCCCGCAACCGAAGAGACGCUCCCCGGAAGCUCAGACUGUCCUCGUGUCCGCCACGCCCCUUCAUCCUCGCCAACAUCAGCUGCAGACAGCGGCUGCUUUACCCUGUGAUGCCAUAUGACCUGAAAGAGCUGCAAAUUAAAAAUCUUUGUGGAUAUGUUAA
Molecule: messenger RNA, 1778 nt
Organism: Oryzias melastigma (Indian medaka)
Lineage: Eukaryota; Metazoa; Chordata; Actinopteri; Beloniformes; Adrianichthyidae
Gene: rnf25
Product: ring finger protein 25
Exons: 10
Coding region: 124-1551 (475 amino acids)
Biological process (GO): protein ubiquitination
Cellular component (GO): nucleus
Molecular function (GO): protein binding; ubiquitin protein ligase activity
Source: RefSeq, a predicted model, not a curated record